AUGUGGCCUGUGCUGCCAGAUGGUGAUUUGAAUGAGGAAUAUGAUUGGCCAAUUGAGGGGUCCCUUCUCCCCAAUGCUCCACCGUUGCUGAAGCCAGCUCAAAAAAGUCACGUUGGAUACACGCCUGUGAGAAUAAAAGUUCUGAAGAACGGGGAGAGAGAUAAGUCCAGGAUAUUAACAGUUACAGGACCGGAUAUCACAAACAUGCUCAAGAAAACGUGUACCUCAAUCCUGGGAUUGCCUUUUGCAGCUCGCAGGCUGUUUGAUGAAACUGGAAAAGAGCAGACUCUCCUGAAAGAUCUCCGGAGGGAUCAGUUGGUGUAUGUUUCCUGUGGAGAGGCAUGGAUAGAUCCUAAUCUAGUCUCAGUGGAGCAGAAGAAACGCCUUCGCCUUAACAACUUGACAUGUGAUGUUGCUUUGAUUCGCAGUUAUUGUGCCAUGCGUGACCCCAAAGGUUUGGUCCUUGAGGUUGUAGGUAAUCUCAUACCUGGAGCCAAGCUGGCGUUAGCUGAAUGUGUUGUGUCCAUUGACUGUGAGGAAACCACUUGUGAAGCAGAUAAGCAAGAUCAGUUUGGCAAUGUAACAACUGACGAAGAUCAUAAUGAGGACGGGACCAUCUUCAAUUAUUUACUAAUCACUUGCCGCCUUCCAAUCAUGCAUCACGCCAGCGGGAAAUCACAUCGGUCUGAAUCCCGUUUGAAAAAGAGUGGCGUGCAGUGGUCAGACUUCACUUCACUUACGACUUUGAGUGAUGCACAUACCAGAGCCCAUCUAGCUCUCGACGCUCAGCACCCUAAGGGCCAUUAUCCAUGGGAAAGAAAUUUAAAGGCGUUCGAUGAUGAUGAAGUCUCGCAGCCAGAAGACGGGAGGUCUUUCACGAACGUUGAUUUAUACAAUAAAUACAGGCCCCGACCUAAGCUUCUCAAACCACAACAAAUACAUCAGCAGCAGUUUCAGUUCCAGAAUGGGCAUAUCAUAAACUGCAGCUGUACUUGGCUUGUGGUGGGAGUUUCUGGGAUGAACGCGCAACCGGGCACAGAAGUGACACUGGUAGAGAAGAAAGCCGAUGACAUCUUCCAACGCUGGACACUGAGAGAGGACAGCAGGACAUUCCAUUUAAUGGGUAAUCCUGAUCUGGUGCUCGCAGUCUCAAUGCCCCAAAUUAAAUUGGGUGAUGGCAAGAAUGUGAUGGAAAUUCAGGGAUGUUCAAUUAUCCUUCAGAAGUAUAAAGGGUACAGUUAUGGAGUCGCUAAUCAGAAAUGGUUCUGGAUGCCAGAGAUAAAAGUGCUGUGUGCUUUUUAUACCUCAGUAUUGGAUAAUGAAAUUACAGCAGCCAAUCAAGCCUCUGUGUGCACCUUCUGCAUCUGUAAAACAGAGGAACUAGAUCAACCUGGUUAUUCCAUCACCCAUGCCAGCACAAGGCAGAGAACCGUGGUGUGUCUGGCAUGCGCCAGGGCACUGAGGGGAUGGAAUGUUAUGACAAAACUCCACCCAGGUAACCCAUUCAUCUGUGCAACUGGCUGCGAACAGAGCCAGAUUGAAGAAACUGGGCCUUUUAAGUACAUCAGGGUUGCAAGGGUUGACCUUUCUACCUCUGAAGCUGAAAAUAGUUUGGCCUGUUGGGAAGAGAAAUUGAUUUCUUUGCGGAGGGAGACAUCAGUCCAGACUAUCUCACGGGAAAUCUCAGCUGCCAAGACCCAACUGGCAUUAAGAGUCUUGGCCUACCGAAAUGGCACUGGAUAUAAGGAUGGUCAAUUGAUCAUUGGGACAACCUUUACCUCGUUGCUUGCCACAUGUACUCAGAGACUAGGACUCGCCAGGCCAGCUUGCAGACUGUACGUUGCAGAUGGAAGCCUGAUACUGACUAUAAAUGAACUGACAGCAUGGGCAGUCAACGAGACUUUACAGGAACACAAAUCCAAAACAAAACAAGAUGCACAGGGUGAGGAUGGAAGACCUGAGGAGUCAAGUGGGGAGAUCAAAGAAGACUGGGCUAAGUUGCCAACCCCAGAGAAUGACGACUCGGAGCAGAGGUUACCCCAGGUGACCCCAGAGGACGUGAAGAGAAUGGACACGGAGCUCGUAAACCUCAUUGUCAGGAACCCCAUUGAGGUCUGGGUCUCCUGUGGAGAAUCAUUCGUGCCUUUGAGUGAAUCGAACAAAAGACUGAGACUGCAGAGAAAACAGUGGUUGCAGAAGCAAAAAGUUCUAUUUGAUCUUGAUAAAAUGAAGCACAAAAUGCGUCACCUUCAAGGGAGACGAGUGGGAUCCAUGGGGCCAGCCAGCAUGGUGCCCACCAAGAGUCCGAUUCAGCCGGUAGUGGUAGCAGGGGGAUGGACAGAGCCUUCACCAGAGGAGGUGAAACUCAUGGAAGAUGUACAAAACAUGGAGAUGCACCUAUCAGAAGUCCAAGCUGUGCUGAUGAAAGAGCGCCCUUCAAUUCACAGCAAGUUGGUCUCCAGAAAAAGGCCUCUGUACAGUCAACCAAAUGUAAAGAGGGUUCUGGCAUAUCUGAAUGGUGAUUUCCCAGACCAAGGAACCUAUGCCUGGGGCACAACUAUUCAAGAGCUGCUAGAAAACUGCACAGCUCGACUUAAGCUGCGAAGUGCAGCUAAGAUCCUCUUCAGCCCUGACGGAGAGCAGAUCACCUCGUGGGAAAGAAUAGAGCGAGACAUGUUGGUGUGUGUCUCUCUGGGUGAGCCUUUCAUGACUAGCACAGUCCAAGUUUCUUUAGAUGCCAUGAAGUCCAAUCGUGUCCUCUACUACGUGUGCCUUUCAGCAGUUCAGGUGGAUGUGAAGGCAUUAGAGAACAUGCAGAAACGAUUCAUGAGUAUGGUUUCAGAGGUGAAGAACUUCAGUUGCAUGGAUAGUUUUAGCCUUAUUGUCGACUACUGCGAUGAAAAUAUCACGUCAAGUAGGCUCAUCAGCUGUUGGCUGGCACUUUCGUUGCCUACACAUCUGAUGUUGAGGCUCCCAAUUCUUUCCUGGCCCUUCUCCCAGCCAGAGAUAUUAAUGAAUGAACUGGACAGCAACGGACCAAUAUCGAAGUGCCACAGCAAUGGAAUCGGAGGCUCCAGAGACAAGCUGAAUAAUGAGUCAUUUGCCAAUGAAAUUGCUACACAACUAUAUCUGCUACUCUUCUCUUUGAUUGAUUGA
This is a messenger RNA of Carcharodon carcharias (great white shark), 3156 nucleotides long. RefSeq names its product doublecortin domain-containing protein 1-like. Gene Ontology annotation, biological process: regulation of mitotic cytokinesis; intracellular signal transduction. Gene Ontology annotation, molecular function: microtubule binding. The transcript has 24 exons. Lineage: Eukaryota; Metazoa; Chordata; Chondrichthyes; Lamniformes; Lamnidae. The record is from RefSeq and is a predicted model, not a curated record. Bases 1 to 3156 code for a protein of 1051 amino acids.